Purpureocillium takamizusanense is the source of this 1648-nucleotide messenger RNA. RefSeq lists its product as uncharacterized. Gene Ontology annotation, molecular function: hydrolase activity. Lineage: Eukaryota; Fungi; Ascomycota; Sordariomycetes; Hypocreales; Ophiocordycipitaceae. The coding region runs from base 128 to 1471 and encodes 447 amino acids. The record is from RefSeq and is a predicted model, not a curated record. The transcript is spliced from 2 exons.
CACUGAGUCAGUGCUGCCUGGGCCUCGGCAGCACGACGAUUACCUAGUCCAAAGCACUCCCUCGCGACAUACAUACCACGCUCGCAACUCAUACGCGACACCUAAUCGCGGUCGAGCUCUCGUAGCCAUGUCUUGGACGUCGCUGCCAGGGUCUAUGACCCUCCUUGACAAGUUGUCGCUCUCAUGGCUGGUGCCCCUGUUUGUGUGCCAUUGGCUCAUCAACUUCAUUACACGAUGCAUGCCCGGCGCCUCUCCCCUGCACUGGCGCCAGAAGCUCGCCAUCUCCCACAUCCAGUCCCUCCGCCGGUCGCUCAACCCGCGACAGCUCUUUGCCCUGUCGAGGGCGCGGCUCACCGGCGAGGCCAUCAGAGCCUACUGCCACGCCCGCGGGCUCCCCUACGCCGCAGUCGCCGUGACACUGCAGCCCGAGGAAGCGACAGCGGCGGCGUCGCCUCAUAACGGCGGCGGUAGCGCUACCGUUGCGGUUCCGCCUCCGGUGCUGCACGUCGUCACGCUCGCGAGCGCGGCGCCUACGCGGGGGCCGACGCUUCUGUACGCCCAUGGGGGAGGCUACCUCAAUCCGAUACAGGCAAGGGGGCACGUCCCCCUCGCGCUGCGGUGCGCGGCCGCGUGCGGCGCUGGGCGCGUCGUCUUCAUCGAGUAUGCGCUGAGCUCGGAGCAUGGGUACCCGGCGCAGCUGGUGCAGAUGGUCGCCGCGGUGAAGUACCUGCUUCGAAGCCGCGGUGCUGCUGGUGCUGAUGAUGAUGAUGGUGGUGGUGCCGACAUGGUGGACGGCGGCGGCAUCGAGCCGGGAGAGUUGGUCCUCGCGGGGGACAGCGCGGGCGGGCACCUCAUCGUCAGUCUACUCGCGCACGCGGUCCGCCCGUCGCCGUAUGCGCCGCCGUUGACGGAGCUAGGCGGUGAUGGCGGCAACGGGCGCAAGCAGCUCCGCGCCGUGGUGCUGCUCUCGCCGUGGGUGACCAUGCAGACGAGCGACGCCUCCUUCGCGGCCAACGGCGGCUACGACUACCUCACCGCGCAGCAGGCCGACACGUUCAUCCGGCUAUUCCGCCCCGCGGCGGGCGAGCUGUGGGCGUGUCCCGACGGGGAGGGCGCGGCGGAGCUAUGGAGGGCUGCGUUUCCCCGGCCAUCAUCAUCAUCGUCACUAUCAUCGUCGGCAUCGGUGGAGGUGGCGGUGGCGAAGAAGAUACUCGUCACGGUGGGCACGGGCGAGACGCUGCUCGACUCGUGUGUCAAGUUCGGGAGGGAUAUGCUUGGCGCGGAGACGGUUGUCCUGGACGACGUGAUGGAGAAGGAUGGGCGGGUGGCGGCGGCGGAUGGCUUGGAGUCGGAGGUGGUGUUGACGGUGGCACGGGGGGAGGCGCAUGUUCAGCCGGCGCUGGACUGCGCGGUGGGGUAUGAGCAUGGGGCGACGAUGAGGGCUAUCACGACGUUUCUCAAGUCUACCUAGGCGUCGGCGCGGGAGCCCGUGUAACACACCUCGGGCGCUUGAGAGCCAAUAACCACUUCAACAUUAGGUCGACUUGAAACGCCCACAACAUACAAUUUACGUGCAUGGCGGCGUCUCGGCAGCUCCUGAGUGUUGCCUGGGCGCUUAGCUUGACGAAUAAAUGGAUCUGGUAGGAGC